Messenger RNA from Rotaria sp. Silwood1, 306 nucleotides. NCBI's taxonomy places the organism in Eukaryota, Metazoa, Rotifera, Eurotatoria, Philodinida, Philodinidae. The record is from the annotation of a GenBank genome assembly.
AUGGGCUCUGGUAUUACGACGUAUUAUUACGUAUUUGGAGUUGCCGAACCAUUAUUUCGAUGUCAACUACCAUUAUGGUUAUGGCCACACGAGGAUCAAUAUCAAGCAAUCAAUCAAACUCAUCAAACUUUUCUUGAUACGUGGCAACAGACAUCAAAAUGCAACGAUUUUAAUGGAUCAGUGUGUACUGCGUUUGUCUAUGAUCGAAGUGUAUUUGGUCGAACGUUCACAGAGGAAGCCAAUCUUGUUUGUAAUCAAGCUGUGAAACGGACAUGGAUAUCAACUUUAUAUAAUGUUGGAGGGUAA